Molecule: messenger RNA, 845 nt
Organism: Amaranthus tricolor (Joseph's coat)
Lineage: Eukaryota; Viridiplantae; Streptophyta; Magnoliopsida; Caryophyllales; Amaranthaceae
Exons: 3
Coding region: 348-659 (103 amino acids)
Molecular function (GO): protein binding
Source: RefSeq, a predicted model, not a curated record
GCUUGAGUUGUGGUUGGAUGUAAAACUCUAAAGUUGUCCACUUUGUGAGUUGGCAAACAGCAGGAAGCAAAACUUACAUAUCUGCUGAAAAUGACCCUAUAUAAACGACGUCGUAUCCUAUAACUGACUUGAAUCAGGAAAUCGUAAUUUGUACUUAAAACCCUUAAAUUCUUCAUUUCAAUUUGUAAGAAUCUCUCCAUCCAUAAGAAUCUCUCCAUCCACAACUGCUUCAACUUUUUUACCCUUGAUUCUCUCGGAAAUCUGGAAAAAAACCCACGAAUUAAAACCCUAAAGUCCUCAAUCAUAACCUUAAAAUCCUUAAUUAAAACGCAGACAAAUUAAACGACAUGCAAAACGGAAGUAGUAGCAACAAUGGCGGACAAGGAAGGCUGCCGUUAUCAGCGGUGGUAGCAGAUUGUGUAAAGAGAUGGUUUCAUGAUACUCUUAAAGAGGCUAGAGGGGGUGAUGUUAACAUGCAAGUUCUUGUUAGUCAGAUGUAUUACUCUGGUUAUGGAGUUCCCAAAGAUACUAAUAAGGCAAGGGCAUGGAUGUCAAAGGCUUCUAGAUCAAGAUCAUCGGUUUGGAUUGUGGGUGAAAAGCAUCCUGGUUAUAAUGCAAGUGAUUCAGACUCUGAUGAAAUGAUGGGUGAAGCACAGUGACCAAUUGAUUUAGACGUUGUUACUUUGGUUAUGGCCUUCAUAUGAAAACUUUUUUCUAUAGGUAGACAUUUCUUUGUAUUAUUCCUUUAUGUAUGCAACAAACUAUUCCAGUGAUGAGUUGUGAUAUAAUGACAACAUUAUUUAAUCAUGGUUGAAUCCAUUGUUAAUAAAUUGAUUGCAUGCUUC